GCUCACGAACGGUACAUUUUAACAACAUUGACUCUCAAGCUAGUGAUGGUUUCACGAGCUUGAACUUUUAUUAUUAGCCUCUGAACAGUAUAAUUACGUUAGUGGAAUACUGCUCAUUAAUCUGUUGACAGACACGCAAAAUGUGCAGUGACUAUGUUGGGUGCGUGGUGUCUGUGCAGGUGGGGGGUGGCCUGGGGUGGUACCAAGGCCGGGUAGUGAGCAUCAACAUCGAGAGGCAGACCAUUACAGUUACUCGAGUUCUUCACAAUGGUCGCCCAGCUGCCCUCUCUGAAGUUACCAUCAAUGCUGGUGACAUCAUAGAUCUUCAGAUCCUCUCACGUCCAACUAUUGGUAGUGAGGAUGACCACAAGCAAAAAAUAAAUUCAAAGCAGGGACAGCACGUGCAGCAGACUGUCCAGCCUCAGACACCAUCUCGUCAACAACAGCCUCAAAAACCGAAAGAUGGCACAGAACAGCAAUGUACUUCUCACCAGAAAGUGUUGAAGAAUUCUCCACAACAGCAGGCAAUAGCUGCAGCAGAGGUGGUUCAACCAGCAAGUUCAGUGAAUGAAGUGCAGCAAAUUAGACGUAAACCUCGUACGUCUGUCGGAGAGACUCUUGCACAUGGGCCGCAUUCUUCAAGUACCAGAGAAUCUGCUGGUGAUUGGCAACGAAUGAACCAAGCUUCAGCAGGACAGGAAUACAGCUCUCCUCGACGUAUUGACAGAUACAGCAAUGAUCUCUCGAAAACUCCUGGGAAAAAGGAAAGAAUGAGGCGUGCUCGGGAUGAAACCACUUUUGGUACCCCUGUUGAUGAGGAUCUGCUCGCUACUGAAUUUGAUUUUGAAAAGAAUCUUGCUCUAUUUGACAAACAGGCUGUUAUUGAGGAAAUCCAGAGUUUGAAGCCAGAUGUGGUACGCCAGGCUGACCGCUACACGGAGAAAAAAUAUAGGUGUGACGAGAAUGUAUUGCCUUCUAAACCACCAGUAAAAAGGCAAAUUAUUGUUCCCACGUCUGGAGCUGCUGAAGUUAUAUAUGCUAAUGAUACUGGAUUACUUGUGCCCUCUGUAAGCAGUGAGCUCCGUGCUGCCCUGCUAUCCACAGCCAAUCAGCAUGGUCUUACAAAUUCUCGGCUGCUGGAAAUGAUUGGACGUGCUACCACAGAGCUCAUACUUUCACUAAGCGGGGGUAGUCACAGGUUGGGGACAGGAAAUAGUCAACAGCAACCAAUUGUAGUUUUGCUGUGUGGAUGCCAUUUGCAGGGUGCUGCAGGAGUUAAUGCAGCUAGACAAUUGGAGUCUCAUGGUGUACAGACUAUUGUAGUCACUCAUCAGGUGCUGGUUUCACCUCCACCUCCUCUGCUGCUCACUCAUGAGCUGCAGCUUUAUGCCCUUACUAAUGGCCGCACAACAUCUGAUCCUAGAGGCAUCGUGUCUGCUAUUGAUCUCAUAGUUGAUGCUCGUUUGGAUCACUGUGGACGAGCAGGAGAAGGCGGAUCUGGUCAGGCCUGGCUGAAUUCGACCACUGCUUGGGCCUCAAGCUGCCGUGCACCUAUUCUUGCACUAGACCCACCUAGUGACCUGGCAGCCAUUCCUUCGACUCUGCCACCAUUGCCUGCUCGUGUUCUUCUAUGUCCUUCUCUUCCCUUAGCUUACACUCCUGCUCGUGGAAAAGUGUACCUCAUAAACUUGCCUAUACCACAACAAACAUUUAGUGCUGUAGGCAUAACCUAUGUAUCCCCGUUUGGGGCCAAAUUGGUUAUUCCACUUCAUCCCUGUGAAUAAUAUGGAAUGCAGUAUAAUUUUAAUGCCCUUCAAAUCUCAUUUGUUAUUUUUUCCUUGCUGUAUACAGUUUAUAAAUUAAAUGAUAUCAACCUAUAUUUUUACAAGGAAUGAUGUUAUAGUAUAAAAGAGUAUCAUUAUUAUUAUUAUUAUAAUAUUAUAGCAUUAUUAUUAUUGUAAUAAGUAUCAGUUUAUGAAAAUACUGAAGAAAGCAUGCUUUUAACUUGAUAUCUUGGAAAUAGAUGAAAUGAAUUACUUAUGUACAAUGAGCAAGCAUUUAAAGUACAUUACUCAGAUUUAUUGAUACAUGAACUUGGAAUUUCUCAAUAAAAUGUCUCUUGUGAUUUUUGCACAGGAAAAAAAAAGAAUCGUGCUCAACUUUUUCAUAUGCUGGGAUAUACAUUGAAAUAUUUGUGUAUUUCACUGGAUUAUUUGUUGUUGUAAAAUGUAUAUACUGUAAUGUAUAAACAUGUUAAAUAUCUUGUGUAAUAAAUACAUAUAUAAAAGUUUCUCAUAUAUUAAUUGUAUGGAAAAUGUUGAAAAUGAUUGUAGCAAGUACUUUACUACAUUGUAUCCCCCUAAAUGCUUUGAUAAACUAUUUAUAAAAACGGAAAAAUGUAGUACAGUAGUUUCCUUUCUCGUGUAGUAGUAGUAAUCUGUAAUCAUCCUUAGCUGCUAUGUACAAUGGUAAUAAUUAUGAUAUACUAUGUCAGAAGUCACUCAUUUAAGUUGCAGGUAACUGAAGAACAAACUGUAUAUGCACUUGUAAAUUGCAGAGAGUAAUUAAAGUAAUUAUUUUAA
Messenger RNA from Procambarus clarkii (red swamp crayfish), 2582 nucleotides. It is a transcript of the gene Edc3, whose product is annotated as Enhancer of mRNA-decapping protein 3. Lineage: Eukaryota; Metazoa; Arthropoda; Malacostraca; Decapoda; Cambaridae. The record is from RefSeq and is a predicted model, not a curated record. Gene Ontology annotation, molecular function: mRNA binding. Gene Ontology annotation, biological process: P-body assembly; deadenylation-independent decapping of nuclear-transcribed mRNA. Gene Ontology annotation, cellular component: P-body.